UAGAGGCUCCAAACAGGUCCCCAUGGUGCUGGGUGCUCCUACACACAUAGCAGCUGACUACUGAAGAUCCUGAUCGUGCAUAGAUCUCACAGUGGGCAGACCCUCUUGCCCCUGUGUGGAACUCCAUUGACAUCAAUAGAGCUCUGCAAGGGUGUACCCACAUGGACCUCAUUGCAGGACUGGGACCCAAAUGGGCAAGACAGACAAAAGAUCAGAGAUUCUCAACCAGGGCUAUGCGUACCCUAGGGGUACACAGAGAUCUUCUGGGGGAUACAUCAACUCAUCUGGAUAUUUGACUAGUUUUGCAACAGGAUACAUAAAAAGCACUAGCGAAGUCAGUACAAACUAACAUUUCAUACAGACAAUGACUUGUUUAUAUUGCUCUGUAUAUUACACACUGAAAUGCUUUCUGGCUCAUAUGCUGGAGGAAUCCUUGCUGCGGGGGUGUUUUCAUUUUCUCGUCUAACAUGGCAGUGGUCCAUCACAGCAGAGGUUUUUAGCUUAAACAAUCUGUUUGUGGGGCUGCUGAUGAUGCUUACUGUACAUUUUGAGGAGGCAGCCACUGCGAAGGAGAGAUCAAAGAUAUCGAAAGUUGGUGCCUUUUGCUGUGGGCUUAGUUUGUGCAAUCAGCACACCAUAGUGCUUUAUGUGUUGUGCAUUGUACUAUGGGUUCUGUUCCAACUUUUCAAAGGGAAGGAAUUGUCCUUUGGCCAUUUGAUGAAAUUGGGCUUAUGCUUCUUGGCUGGUUUGCUGCCUUAUCUCUAUCUGCCUGCAUCGUCCUACCUAAAUCAAGCACGUUGGACCUGGGGAGACCAGACGACUUUUCAAGGAUUUUUGACCCACUUUCUCAGGGAAGAAUAUGGGACAUUCAGUCUGGCCAAAUCAGAGACAGGAUCCACUAUGAGAGAGAUGUUGCUUUCGCAGGUAACACACAUGAAAACAGAACUUUCCUUUACUGUCCCAGCCCUUGCGAUUGUGGCGUGGCUACGUACAGGAAUGCAGGCUAAGCAGGAGAAGUCUUCAAUGAUAUGCCUAUUUACUGGAAUGCUCUGCAUUUAUUCGUUAUUCUUUGCUUGGAGGGCAAAUUUGGAUAUUACAAAACCACUUUUUAUGGGUGUGGUGGAACGAUUUUGGAUGCAGAGCAAUGCAGUGAUUGCUGUUCUAGCGGGACUAGGACUGGCCUCUCUUGUCUCCGUCGGAAAUACAGGGCUUGAGAACAACCGUGUGCUGCAGUGCGUGGAGUGGCUUUCCGCCGCUGCUCUUGUUACUAGUCAAAUUUAUGCCAAUUACAGCAUUUGUGACCAAAGCCGCAAUUACGUUGUCGAUAAAUUUGCAAGGAACCUUUUGUCCUCCAUGCCACCUGAUGCAAUAAUCUUGCUCAGAGGAGACCUACCAGGGAAUUCUCUUCGUUACCUUCAUUAUUGUGAGGGAAUGAGGCCUGAUGUCACAUUAGUGGAUCAGGAGAUGAUGACUUAUGAGUGGUAUUUACCAAAGAUGUCUAAGCAUUUGCCAGGCAUCUCUUUUCCUGGGAGGCGGUGGAAUCCUGUGGAAGGCAUAUUACCCGACGGAGCGCUCACGUUUAAUCUCCAUCAUUUUCUCAAAGUAAAUAAACAUAAGGAAGCAUUUGCCUGCAUAGGACUUAACGAAGGGGACUCAACUUGGAGAAGAAGCCAUUCACUUUGGCCAUGGGGUUCCUGUGACAAAUUGGUUUCUUCAGGAACGGUUUUUAACCCAGGAGAGUGGAUACAUCUUACAAGGAACAUCUAUAACUGGACUGAAGACUAUGGAAGGUUUGAUCCAUCUUCCUGGGAAGCUGUAGCAAAUGAAGAGAUGUGGCAAGCCAGGAUGAAAACAGCCUUCUUUAUUUUUGACCUUGCAGAAACUGCUAGCGUGUCUGCAGAUAUAAAAUCCCAACUUUAUACAUUUGCAUACAAUUUGUACAAGGAAAUCAUCAAUUCACACAAAAAACAUCCAGUCAAUUGGCAUAAAAACUAUGCAAUAGCUUGCGAAAGGAUGCUGCGUCUGCAUAAGGUGGAUGUGGACCCUGAAGUGUUGUUAUCUGAAACUGUUAAACAUUUCCUCCUCUAUACGGCGAAAGCAGAGGAUGAUCCCCAACGAGCCGAUAUUUUGCAGGCUGUAAAACACCUGAAGAAAGAGCUGCAGGGGCUGAGAAAAAUGAAAAAAGAUCUGAAGCAGCUGGCUGUAUAGAACCCGUUUGUGGACCUGCUUUCUGAAGUGUUAAAAUUCUGAAGUCGGGAGGUAAAAUUUAAUCUGUUAGUUAACAACAUGAGAAGGUUUUUUAAAUACGACAGACAUGAUAGCAGAAGGAAAUCAAGUGGCCUCCUGGAUGGAAAUGUAGCACUGUUCUUUCUUUUGGUUGUCGCCGGAUGAAGAGUUCUGGUAGCCAGCGCGCCCUUCACAUUGAUUUGUGUAGAAAAAAAUUUGUUACCAAAUUAAGCACUGUGUUUAAAAAAAAAAAAAAAGUGAGGAAAUCCAAAAUACUGUGCGUGCAGAUACGUCCAUUGAUUUUAUUUGAUAUGUAUAAUUACUUCAUAAAUAUAUGAAAUCCAUUUCCUACUAAAAGUUCUUUCUGUUGUCGAGUUUCAGCUGUGUAAAAUAUCUCUAUUUUGUUUAUCUUUGUGCACAGUAUUAUACACUUCCAUUAGAGAAAGAGUGCGUGUGGGUGUCUGGGAUAUAGGAUCAUUAUUCAUAGCGGGUGAAGCCAUGAUUGAGUUACACAAGUUAUCCAGAAAGAGUGCUGGUAAAACCUUUACACCUCACUACUCUCUCACACAUCCUGUAGAUGUCACAGAUGCUACAAAAAAUAGUUUUAGGAAUGUUUUAGAGCAUUUUAUCUGAACUAUUUUUCGUCUUUCCUAUGGAGCCAAGUGAGUUGGUUACCAUGAAUUGAACUGUGUCAGGCUCAAGGGACGAAUAAAAUUGUCUAAGAAUGACCUAAAAUAGCUGGUCUGUAUUUUAUUUUGUUACUGAUAUUUAUUCCUUUUUAUUUGGUCCUUCAAGGGCUAAAACUGAGUGCUGGGCCCCCACUGGCAAGGUAGGAAUUUUACCUUCCCAGUGAUUAUAACGUUCCCGUUUCUAGCCUUGCAGGCCCUUGAGAUAUUUUUAGAUUUAGAGAAGCUGUCGCUGGCCCACGACGGAAUCUUGGUGGAGGUAAUUUUUGGGGAGAAAGAGGAAACAUUUAUAUGGCAGGUUGAUAUUUUUUUCUUCUUCUUUUCAAUUACCACUGAUCAAAGCUACUUUGAGGUUUGGAACCUUAGAAGAAGUGGAGAUUGUAUAGUGAGCAGAGUGCAGGAGAAAUGGUCAAAGGUGCACCAUAUGUUUAUCACAUGGCUCUGCAAUUUAUUAUAUGGAUUUCCGCCCCAUAUAUAUAUAUCUGUCUGUGCAUAUGUGAUUCUGGACUGUUACUCCACUUACGAACUCUGAUAUUUCUCAGAUAUUCUUCAUGUGUUGGUCUGUGUUUUUAAAUGUAACAGAUUCAUUCCGUUCCAUAAAGGCUUAAAUGGACACUGAGUACUUAAAGAU
Molecule: messenger RNA, 3543 nt
Organism: Caretta caretta (loggerhead turtle)
Lineage: Eukaryota; Metazoa; Chordata; Testudines; Cheloniidae
Gene: TMEM260
Product: transmembrane protein 260
Source: RefSeq, a predicted model, not a curated record